Ochotona curzoniae (black-lipped pika) is the source of this 6877-nucleotide messenger RNA. RefSeq names its product fibroblast growth factor receptor substrate 2 (gene FRS2). Gene Ontology annotation, biological process: cell surface receptor protein tyrosine kinase signaling pathway. The record is from RefSeq and is a predicted model, not a curated record. Gene Ontology annotation, cellular component: cytoplasm; cell-cell junction. NCBI's taxonomy places the organism in Eukaryota, Metazoa, Chordata, Mammalia, Lagomorpha, Ochotonidae. The transcript is spliced from 8 exons. Bases 548 to 2074 code for a protein of 508 amino acids.
UUUAUUGUGUUCAAAAUGUACAGUCUUUGGGCUUCCCAAUAUGCCUGCUCUUUUUUCUUUGUCCACUUUAUGGAGGAUACUCAAGAAUUGGAAGGCUGGGGUGGCUGAAAGGCAUUGAGGAUUGAAGAGGUCUUAUUCUGAGUGAGCAGCCUCAUUCGCAGCCAUUAGUAACAUUUGUAUUAGAAAGUUGCUUGUCAUUAAUGUAGUUUAAUUAUCUAAAGACUUUUAUGAUUUUAGUCAGAAUAUGUUUAAAAGUUGCAUUCUUAAUAACUGUACCUUUAUUUCAGAAAUGACCAUGAGGAAGUAGACACACAGAUGAAAAAGUGAUGAAGCACACCAUUUGUCACAAAGUAAGAUGCAGCCGUGGCUUUUCAACCAGAUUAGGGCAAAAUUGUAUCUGUUUUUCUCAGAAGAGAACUCCACAAGGUUAAGUCAGCAAACAAAGAAAACAUGGUAUUUUGAAGUAUGAUUCAACUCCUAAUGCUGCAACAGAGGCUAAGAAUAUUAAUGGCCAGAUCUAGUGCUCACAUGGUCUUCUGAAGAAGCCAUGGGUAGCUGCUGUAGCUGUCCAGAUAAAGACACUGUCCCAGAUAACCAUCGGAACAAGUUUAAGGUUAUUAAUGUGGAUGAUGAUGGCAAUGAGUUAGGCUCUGGCAUAAUGGAACUUACCGACACGGAACUGAUCUUAUAUACUCGCAAGCGGGACUCGGUCAAAUGGCACUACCUCUGCCUGCGACGCUAUGGCUAUGACUCCAAUCUUUUUUCUUUUGAAAGUGGUCGAAGGUGUCAAACUGGACAAGGAAUCUUUGCUUUUAAGUGUGCCCGUGCAGAAGAGUUGUUUAACAUGUUGCAAGAGAUUAUGCAAAAUAAUAGUAUAAAUGUGGUGGAAGAACCAGUUGUAGAAAGAAAUAAUCAUCAGACAGAGUUGGAAGUCCCCAGAACACCUCGAACACCUACAACGCCAGGAUUUGCCACUCAGAACUUACCGAACGGCUAUCCCCGGUACCCCUCGUUUGGAGAUGCUUCCUCCCAUCCUUCGAGCAGACAUCCUUCUGUGGGGAGUGCUCGCCUGCCCUCAGUGGGGGAAGAGUCCACACAUCCUCUGCUUGUGGCUGAGGAGCAAGUACAUACCUAUGUCAACACUACGGGUGUGCAAGAAGAGCGGAAAAACCGCACCAGUGUGCAUGUCCCAUUGGAGGCAAGAGUUUCCAAUGCUGAAAGCAACACGCCAAAAGAAGAGCCAAGUGGUAUUGAAGACAGGGACCCUCAGAUUCUUCUGGAACCCGAAGGAGUGAAGUUUGUUUUAGGACCAACACCUGUUCAAAAGCAGUUAAUGGAAAAAGAGAAACUGGAGCAACUUGGAAGAGAUCAAGUUAGUGGAAGUGGUGCGAAUAACACAGAAUGGGACACUGGCUAUGACAGUGAUGAACGGAGAGAUGCACCCUCUGUUAACAAACUGGUGUACGAAAAUAUAAAUGGGCUGUCUAUCCCUAGUGCCUCAGGGGUCAGGAGAGGUCGUCUGACAUCCACAAGUACCUCAGAUACCCAGAAUAUCAACAACUCAGCUCAGAGAAGAACUGCAUUAUUGAACUAUGAAAAUUUACCAUCUUUGCCUCCUGUUUGGGAAGCACGCAAGCUAAGUAGGGAUGAAGAUGACUGUUUAGGACCAAAGACCCCAUCUCUAAAUGGCUACCAUAAUAAUCUCGAUCCAAUGCAUAACUAUGUAAAUACAGAGAAUGUAACUGUGCCGGCAAGUGCUCACAAAAUAGAGUAUUCUAGGCGUCGGGACUGCACGCCAACAGUCUUUAACUUUGAUCUCAGACGCCCAAGUCUAGAACACCGGCAGCUCAAUUACAUACAGGUUGACUUGGAAGGUGGCAGUGACUCGGACAACCCUCAGACUCCAAAAACGCCCACCACCCCCCUGCCGCAAACCCCUACCAGGCGCACAGAGCUGUAUGCGGUCAUAGACAUCGAGAGAACUGCUGCUAUGUCAAAUUUGCAGAAAGCACUGCCUCGAGACGAUGGUACGUCCAGAAAAACCAGACAUAACAGUACUGAUCUGCCCAUGUGAGCCUGCAGAGCAUUGUGUUGUUUGCACCUUGGUGAAGUUUUUAAAAAUGAAGAUGCAAGUGCUUCAUUUUUGCUUCUAAACACUAACUCCUUUUAUAGACUGAUACAGAUUUUUUUUUCUGAAAUUUUCAUGUACAUCUUUAAAGGGAAUUAAUGUAGAGCAGGUACUCCUUAAAGAACACUUAAUGUCAUUAUUAAUUACUCAUUAUUGUACAGCAGCAUUCCCAUUUUCACAGUGCCUAUAUAAAUGAGAGUUGAGGUGAAUGAUAUGCUGGUUGAUUUUUUUUUUUUAUUCAUUAUUCUAGACUUACACAUGGCUUUCCUGUGUAAGCCAUGGUUGGCGUUGAAAAAUUUUUAUAAAGCCUCUUGAUAAUGUGCAUUGCUAACAGAUAACUCUAGGCUUUGGAAGUAAAACUUUAGAUUCACUGUUCACAGUGCGUGGCCUCUAACAUGUAACCUGAGGAGUCCCUGCAUUUCAGUCAAUAAAGGCAUUUUGCCUUGAGCCAGAACAUGUAAAGGAAUAGAUGUACCACCCCUCCUUUUCUGCCAGUCAGGCCCCUCGCCCUCAGUGUUACUACACAGAGUCUGUGUCCAUGAAUGUGAUUUGCUGUUGGUGUACUGAAAAGUGAGAAGGAGACGAGAUUUUGUUUACUCAUCUCAUGAUGUCAUUUACUGGCUGUGUCUAGACACCAUGUUCAGAAUUAGAGUAGGCUCAAGAACCAGUCUCAGGUCACUUCACCCAGAAGCAUUUGAAAAUCUGAACCACGGUACCUUGGCAGUUCUCUCCUAGAGCUUAGUGACAGCACAUUGUUUUCUAGAGGCAUUUGUGCCAUUGGAUUCCUAUGUAUCUUCAGUUUUUCCCUUGGUGUUUGGGAUGUCUUAUUUUGUUGCUUAAUGUCUUCUUCAGUUUAAAAAUGUUUGAGUUUGUAUAUAGUUUUGAAAUUGGAUUAUGUGUUCAUUGUUACUUAGUUUGCAUUUUUGUCAAAUUAUGGUUUUGAAGAUUCAUGUGGAAUUUAACUGUUAUUCUAUAACAGGGUUGCCUUUGUCCAGUAUUUAUUUAUAUGCUGUUUACUUUUUAAGUUGAUAAAAAAAAAUUGUCUCAGUUGAAAAUUUCACUUGUGUCCAUAGGUGAUCCUUUUAGCAGCUGAGAAAAAAUAAUAACUUUUAACAUACAAAGUUCCCCAAAGGUACUGUGUUCUCAGCAGGCACCCCCAGCACUUUAGCAAUGACUCCCCGGCCACACAGCUGGCUCCAGUUGUUCCCUGCUCCCUCCCGUGUUCCUCAGCUGUGCUGUCCUUUUACUUGCAGCUGGAUCUUUGGUUAUCCUUUGAAUUUGUGGAAUGUUAAUAUUGUUGCCAGCAUAGCAGAUACAGUAGAAAUUGUGUAGUCAUGAAAUUGCAUCAUAAUUUAGGAUUUAAAAUGAGCUGAAGUUUAUAUAAACUGAUGAGAUUCCAUAAGUGAAAAUUGUUGGAAAAUCAAGAGCAUUCCAGUUUCCCCACCACUAGAGAAUAUAAGAGAAGGUAGAAAGGUUAGAUAACCUUACAAAAUAUUUUUGUUUUGUCUAAAUAAUGAAGUAGUUUGAAAUUACGCUCUGGAUCUGCCAGUCAAAACUAAGGUUCACUAAGCAUGAAAAACAUGUAUCAUGGCAUUCAGCUUCUCCAACAAAUAACCUAAUCAGAGGGCAGUGAGUGAAUUGCCAGAAUGAUAGAGUUGGGCCACUGUAAAGAAAAUAAAUUAUAACAGGUGUCUUUAUUAUUUUCAGUGCCACUGGUUUUUGCACAUAACAAGAGUUUCUGGUUUUUAUUUUUUUUUUCCCCCCCGUGAACUUGGUGCUGACUAAAGUGUUCACUGUUCUCUUAAGAAGAGCAGUGAUAUAGGUAUGCAGUUUCCAUUUUUAAUAUAUUAUGCCAUGUAUCCUUUCCGCUAAGUAAAUUGCUAAUUGUGCCAAAUUUAUGUAAUGGUCUCUGUAACGUGGAGUAAGCAUCAUGAUAGAGCCGGUGUACUUGCUUCCUUUGAAGCAGGCCAUCAAAGCAGAACACUAUUCUCCAGAUGAAAGGGCUGAACUGUCUGUUCAUUCUAGGGAUCGAGCACUUCAGUCUUUCUUUCCCUCAUCCUAUUCAUCUUCUUUCCUCCAGGUUCUAACUAGUUUUUACAUUUAUAUAUAAAUAUAUAUACAUAUAUAUAUAUAUUUUAGGUAAUGCUAACAUAAUCAUUACAGUUUACGCUUUAAAUACAUUGUGCUUUAAAAAUGAAAAGUGGGACCAGUUUGUCUGCUAAGAAUUUGGUCUUAGGUACUCUUAAAAGAAAUUAGGAAGACUCAUAGAACUGGUGUUAAUUUCUGGAUGUUUUCUGGAAAUCACCUGUGAUCCUAUUUAAAUAAAAAGUCAUUUAGAAUUCAGCUUGUCCGUUGCAGUUGUAUAGUAAUGGGCAUUAACUGUGUCCUGGAAGAAUAUCCCUAUUCCUAGGUAUGUUACACAGUGAGAUGUCUUAUUGGCAUAUAAUUGUGGCCGUAUGUCUCAGGUUUUCUGAGACGGGUGUAAUUUAGUUAUUCAGUUCUCUUGAUAGACCAUGUUAUCUCACUUUUAGAUUUUAGAAAUACACUUGUUCACAUAUUUUUCCCCAAAGAUAAUCCUCUCAUAUCCACAUAGAGCGUAACAAUGUUUAUCCAAGGCCAAGGUUGGAAACUGGUAUGGUUUUUCAUAGUGUCUUUUGCUUCCCGGUGUCAUCUUCCCUUAAAACUGAAAAUAUGGUGCCUUCCCUAGCUCCAGGAAGAUUGGCAAAUGGUUCCUUUUAUUUUCUGCUGCUGUGGAGUGAUGAGAUAUGCACUUUACUCUUGAAGACUCAGCAAAAAGCUUUUCACUUCCCGGCAUAUCCAGAAGAGAUCACAUUUGGGACUGAUGAAAAUUUGCCAAGCGAUCUUUACUUUUGUAGAUACUAAUGUCAACCCCUCCUGCCCAGUUUAAUGUUAGAAAAAUAAAUCAAGCUGGUAUUUGUUUCAUUUUCCAUCCUCCCCAUUCCCCACCAAAAUCUGUGGCACAGCAUAUAAAGAUGUACCUCAGUAAUGUUCUAUUACAAAUGGGACAGGGGCCUUAUGUUUUCAGUUUCCCAACAAUGUGCCGCCAUAGAUCUGUCUUAAGGUAAAGGUUUUAGCAAGCUGAAAAGUACUUUCCCAUUGCUUCUCUGCUUUUCCUAACCCUUAAUACCCAAAUAUUUUGUGCAAUGUGUAGUAUUUGUUUGUAAAUAUAUAUAUUCUCAAAAUAGAGAUACCAUCAGAGACAUGACUCAGAAGUAACUGAUGUAUUGCCAUUCCAUUCAUAUUUGUGAGGUAUAAGGUACUAAUGAACUUUUCCUUGAUGUUUGCCAAAUUUGAAUAAAGGCAUUGGUACGAAAUGAUAGAAUGUAUAGGAAAUGUUUUGGCUUGAAAACUUAACAAAUAUUUUAGAACAUCCCACAGUAUAUUCUGCCCAAACAGCACCCUGUCCAUCUACCCUGCUUUGUACACACCUAUUGCCCUAUUGCCUCAGUUUUUGGGAAUUAUAAUAAUUUUUUGGUAGCAUUGAAGUGAUUGCAACUCUAUAAUAAUUGGACAAUAAAUAGCAUGGAAACAGGCUGUUAUUGAUAGUACAGUAGACACCAGUGUGCCACAUUUGCAUUAGUAAAUGCAAACUAUACAUUUUUAUAAAGGAAAAACUUUGUGUUAUGUUUUUAUUUCCAUUGCAUUGUAUAAUAUUGUAAGAUUCUUGUAUGUCCUAAUUUGCAUUAUAAAUGUUUCUUUCCUACGUAAAGGCAUAAAUAUAGCAACUUUGUAUAAAGGUAGCUUAUUAGAUUUUAAUUUUCUCUUUUAUAAAAAUUGUCUAACAGUGGAACUACCAUUGCCAAAUUGUAUAUGAAAUAUGAAUUUUACCCCAUAGUUAAUUUCUUUUAUAAACAUUCCAUAUUUCUCUAAUAAGUGAUACUGUACUAUGCAUAAAUUGUAUUUUAAUGCUGUUUAAUAUCAGCAUUUUAAAUUUUGGUUUGCAUUUUUGGGUACUGGCAAAACUUAACCACUGUUAAUUAAAACAAAACCUUAUUGUAUAUGUAACAGCAUCGUUUUCUUUCUGUCCCUCCCCGCCCUUUGUUUUCUAUUUCUCCCUAUCAGUGCCAACUUCAUACAUUUUGUAGCAUGGCAAUAAAUAACGACUUUUACACAGAGGCCGAGUGUGGUGUUGUGGAGGAAGUGGGGAUGGGAAGAUUACUCUAGCUGUCCUUUGAGUACAACUCUUUUUGCCAUAUAAGCCAUGUUAUCAGGCAUGAGAAGUUAUCUCAUACAUGUUGAAAAUGUGCUUUGAAGGACAAGUGUGAAUGUGCUUUAAAGCUUAAUUUUUGUCAUAACAAGUAAGAACUGAUUUUUUUUUAUAUUUGGAAAAGUCAGAGUUCUUGAAGUACAAUCAAGCCUUUAUUAACUGGAGUACUCAACGAAUAAGCUAAUAAUUGAAUUUUGUUCAACAAGGGCUAAGCAACACGUUUUUUAAAAUCCUUAUUUAUUGUAGAGUAUUAGCAUACUUUACUGUCCUCAAAAUUAUAAUAUGUAAAAUGCAGUUUAAUCAUUGAUGAUUCAGCAUUGUGCAAUGCCUUACUGUUGUCAUUCAGACCUAGAUAUCCGUGAUGAGGUACUCAAGUUGAUACUGGAAGCUGACUAUACACUGACCUGAAGCAUUCAUGAAAAACUGCUCUGUUGAAUAAAAUCUUACCCGAAUUUUUCUUAUGGUCACUUUCCUCGUAUUGCCAAAAGUAGAUUGCAAUAAAACCUCAAUAAAAGUUCUUU